AUGAACUCGACCGGAUUGUAUCCUUUACAUAGUGUCAUCAUGAAAUCUUUGACAUGGACAAGGGAUUCUCAUGGCCUCUUUGACUAUGAGUCAAGAAAUAUAUGCAAAAAAAGUUUAAAAGCCUACGGACCAUGCGAAAUUUUAAGGAAAGGCAAUGAAGUGAAUCUUUAUACAUCAAUGAAUGGCCACUCACAAUAUACAGCUGAGUCAAAACCUCUUGCUUCCCUCUUUCAGACAGAUACGGGCUUAUUUUUUGUAAAGCCUGUGGAAAACGAGCAACUUUGACUUGUGGUGAGGUCCUAUAAACAGCCGGGCUUAGAAAAUGGUUAUGAACUCUCUGAAGGCGAAGUAGUUAAAUUUGGCCGUGUCAGAUUCAGGAUAAGAUCAAUUAAAACAACUCCCUCAAGGGAGCUUGAUACUAUAGAUGACGAAGCUUUAAUCGUAGACUCAACUAUAGGCAGCGAAUGCAAAAUCUGCAGAAUAUGCCUUUCAGAUGGUAGUGAGCCUGAAAAUCCUAUGAUUUCUCCCUGCAAGUGCUCAGGAUCAGUAAAAUAUAUCCAUUUUAAUUGUUUACUGCGAUGGAUAUCUUCAAGGCUCGCUGUGAAAUCAAACGAAAACUUGAAUUCUUAUUACUGGAAGUCUGCAGUUUGCGAAAUAUGCAAGCAAGAGUUUCCAAUGUCAAUAAAUUAUCAAGGAAGAACCAGUGAACUCUUCCCAAUUGAAAAGCCUUCAGCGCCUUAUUUAAUUCUAGAAGAAAUCAGUAAGGAGAAAAGCAGUAAAUCAAUUCACGUUGUACAUUUAACGACAAAAAAUUCGAUAAGACUUGGGAGAGGACAUGAAAGUGAACUCAGAAUUUCUGAUAUUUCAGUUUCAAGAUGUCAUGCGCAUAUUUUGUUUAGAAAUGGAUCUUUUUACCUAGAAGAUAAUCGAUCAAAAUUUGGAACGCUUAUUGAAGUUUCUGAAGGAUACGCUCUAGACCCGAAUUCGCAGAUUGCAAUGCAAGUGGGAAGGACUGUCAUUUCAUUUUUCGUAAAAAGUGAAGGCCAGACGCAUGCUAAUGAGCUAGACUCUUUAAAUAUGUCACUUGAUGAAACAGUUGCCGAUCCAGAUUUUGAAGAAGAUUAA
Molecule: messenger RNA, 1125 nt
Organism: Blepharisma stoltei
Lineage: Eukaryota; Ciliophora; Heterotrichea; Heterotrichida; Blepharismidae
Source: the annotation of a GenBank genome assembly